Molecule: messenger RNA, 2143 nt
Organism: Gigantopelta aegis
Lineage: Eukaryota; Metazoa; Mollusca; Gastropoda; Neomphalida; Peltospiridae
Product: aminomethyltransferase, mitochondrial-like
Exons: 7
Coding region: 32-1252 (406 amino acids)
Biological process (GO): glycine catabolic process
Cellular component (GO): mitochondrion
Molecular function (GO): aminomethyltransferase activity; protein binding
Source: RefSeq, a predicted model, not a curated record
AUAUACACCCAACGUGUGAAAAAUCGAAAUAAUGCAGUUUUUUGGCAGACGGUUUUUGUUGCUGAUUUCCACACGAAAAAGUGACAUCUUAUAUAAGCGACUAUAUUCAUCAAAUCCAACAAUUCCAUUACAACGAACAUGUCUCUACGACUUUCAUGUUGCUCAGGGUGGAAAGAUGGUUCCGUUUGCAGGCUGGGAGAUGCCUGUCCAAUACAAAGACUCCAUUCCAGCAUCUCACACGCAUGUGAGGAGUAGUGUUGGUAUUUUUGACGUCUCACAUAUGCUCCAGACCCGAGUGACGGGAAAAGAUUGCAGGCGUUACAUGGAGUCUCUGGUGGUGGCUGAUGUAGAAGGGUUGAGUGAAAACCAUGGAACACUGUCCGUGUUCACAAACAACAAGGGAGGAAUUGAGGAUGAUCUGAUUAUUACAAAUACCGGAGAUGGAUAUUUAUAUGUUGUUUCAAAUGCGGGGUGCCGGGAUAAAGAUUUUGCUAAUAUGAAGAGACAGGCUGAAAAGUAUCGGAGUGAUGGUAUGGAUGUCCAGGUCGAAAUGAUCAGCAAUGCUCUACUGGCUGUUCAGGGUCCUCAGAUGACUAAAGUACUACAGCCUGGAAUUGAUCACGACCUCAGUUCACUUCCGUUCAUGACCUCAACCAUGGCCACUGUGUUUGGUAUUCCAGAUUGUCGUGUGACGCGGUGUGGUUACACAGGGGAGGAUGGAGUGGAGAUUUCAGUUGAGAAAAAGCAUGCAGUGAAUCUGGUUGAGAAGUUGUUGUUAUCACAAGAAGCUGAAGUGCGAUUGGCUGGACUUGGUGCGAGGGACAGUCUGAGGCUGGAGGCGGGGCUUUGUCUCUAUGGAAAUGAUAUCAAUGAGGAGACAACUCCAGUCGAAGCGUCUCUUCUUUGGGUUAUAGCAAAACGUAGAAGACAGACGGCAGAUUUUCCUGGUGCAUCAAUAAUCUUAGAACAGAUAAAAUCAAAACCAAAGAGGAAAAGAGUUGGCUUUAUUUCUACUGGUCCCCCAGCCAGAGCGGGGACCCAGAUAUUUGAUGAGUCUGGAAGUAAGAGUAUUGGCAGCUUGACCAGUGGGUGUCCGUCUCCUUCCCUCAAGAAGAACAUCUCCAUGGGCUACGUCGAGACGCCAUUCUCAAAAACCGGGACCUGUGUCAAGUUUGAAAUACGCAAGAAAAAGUAUGAAGCCGAAGUCGUCAAGAUGCCUUUUGUGCCUUCAAAAUACUACAUCCUAAAGUAGUUGGGACUGACUACCCCAGAUGCCGUCAUACAGUACAAGUGCUUUGUAAUAAAAUACUGUGGAUCCUGAAAUUAAUGCGAUCAUAAUAUUAAUGCAAAAAAUGCGAGUUCGUGUUAUUCGCAUUAAUAAUAUGACACAUUUAUUUCUAUGUUUUGUAUAUGUGUCUCAUGUUAGUAAAACAUAACCCCACCCCCCAAAAAUAAAAUUAAGAUUCUAAUAUAUUUAUAAAACAACUGGAAAACAAUUCAUUGUAGGUGAGACAGACUAAUUGUUGAAUAGUCCAGCAAGUUAUGUGUCACAUGCUAUUAAAAUAAACAGAUUAAAAUUCUAAUACAUUUAUAAAAUAACUGGAGCACAAUUUAUUGUAGACAAGACAGACUAAUUGUCCAGUAGUCCAGCAAGAUGCCAGCCACCUGUGACGAUUGCAGGGUCUUUGACCACCCUGUCAAAAGCUGACAAGAUCCAUCACACGUGAAUGGGUUUUAGCACGCGGUCAAUCUUUUCUUUGUCUUUACUGUUCAAGUUCCCUGCAACUGUGUUGUCAUACAGUUGUAAUGGUACAUGAAUGCUAAUGUUUAGCCAGAUUUACAAUAUACAAUUCUUAACAUUAUAUAUUAUACAUAAAUACUGUUUACAGUGUAUUUUCUCAGAUUGUGUUUAUAAGGAAUCCUUUAAAUUUAUGUUUAACAUAAUUUUCCUGAGGAGAAUCGGUUGAUCAGUGAUCACAGUGUAGAUUAUCUUAAAACUUUAUAUUUGUUGAGGAAUGUAAUUUUAUGACUGUAAUUUAACAAUGAAAAUUACCCUGAUGUGAAUAAUUUCUAGCUUUAUUACUGUAUAAAAUUGUAAAACUAUACAAAGGCAAAAAGUUUAGUAAAUGUGCUUAAAAGAAAA